Messenger RNA from Talaromyces amestolkiae, 2481 nucleotides. RefSeq lists its product as uncharacterized. The record is from RefSeq and is a predicted model, not a curated record. The transcript is spliced from 3 exons. NCBI's taxonomy places the organism in Eukaryota, Fungi, Ascomycota, Eurotiomycetes, Eurotiales, Trichocomaceae. Gene Ontology annotation, molecular function: zinc ion binding. Bases 1 to 2481 code for a protein of 826 amino acids.
AUGUCUGGCCCAGCUCCGCCAGCUCCGCCCGUCGGUCCAGAUACUUUGAUUACUAUCAAGAUUCUGCACAAUGACUCAGUGAACCGUCGCUUCAAGAUUCCUUUGCGUGACUUGGGUGCUCGCAUUUUCCCUCAAAAGGUCCGCUAUCUGUUGACAGUCGCACCCACCGACUCCUUAAUCCUUGAACGCUAUUCCGAUAGCCUCGCCAACUACAUUGUCCUGGACAGCGAGAAUCCUGCUGUCUACAAGCAGCUCUACCGUGCUGCCAAGGCCAAACUCAAACUCCGCAUCAAGGCUACCACUAAACCCCAGGACUCCACAGACGCGCCAAUCACCUCUCCUAUCGAGGAACCUCGUAUCCAGGAACAAUCUCACCAACGCUUCCGCUACUUGGAGACUGUGCUUAGUCCUUCUCAGACGUCCUCUCAAUCCAAGAGUAUGACGUCACCCCUCACUUCCCGGGCUCGGGCCUUCUCACCCGUGUCUUCUGUCCACGAGGAGAAGCAGCAGGCCAUCCCUCUCCGAUUCGCCAAUAACAAUCACCUCGGCAGUGCAUUCUGCAUCGACUGCAACAACUGCGGAGGUAGCAUUCCCAGCGAACACUAUCACUGCAGCAUCUGUGACGACGGCGACUACGACUUGUGCCUUAAUUGCGUUGAUGCCGGUGUAUCCUGCCCUGGUGAGAACCAUUGGUUGUUGAAGCGACUGGUACAGAAUGGGGUCAUCGUUAACAGCGUUACCACAAUCGCACCCAAACGUCUUGAUCCAGAUUCUAGCACAGAGGAACCUACCCCAGUGAAGGAAGAGCCAAAGGUUGAAGAUAAGAUUGAAGAAAAGAUUGAGGAAAAGGAGAUUGUUCCUGAGCCCGAGGUCCAGGAGGGACAGAAAGAGGUCGCAGACGAGCGUACUUGCAAUGCAUGCUUUAGAGAAUUCUCCGAGAGCACAAUGGUCCACUGCGACAACUGCGAAGACUAUGAUUUGUGCAUUGGUUGUCUAUUGAAGAAUGUUCAUGGACACAACCCUGCCCACGCUUUCUCCAUUAUCAAGGAGCAUCAGCUUGGUUUGAAGAGUCUAGUUCUCUCCCGUUGCCGUCCAGGUCGCCAUUACCAUCAUGCCGCGAUCUGCGAUGGAUGUGAAAAGCGCAUUGUUGGAGUCCGACACAAGUGCCUUAGCUGCCCUGACUGGGAUUACUGCUGGUCUUGUGUAAAGACUGCCGAUCAGUCCCACCCUCAGCACCGGUUUGUCCCCAUCUACGGACCCAUCACUGAAACAUCCCUCUCUCGGGAUGUCCAUUGCGGCAUCUACUGUGAUGGUCCCUUGUGCCGCGGCAAGGCCACCGCCUCAUACAUCACUGGUGUUCGUUACAAGUGUGCUGUCUGCCAUGACACCGACUUUUGCGCUGCUUGCGAGGCCUUGCCAGCCAACCCCCACAAUCAGACUCAUCCUUUGAUCAAGUUCCGUACUGCAGUACGCAAUGUAACUGUCAACACACUGGGUGACGAUGGCUUCGGUGGUCAGACCAUGGUCAUGGGUGACCGUACUCCUCCAGCUGUGCGUAGUUUUGCCGAUGUCCCGUCCGCCAACUCCGUUGUCGAGGCGCCGUCUGUUGUGGAAAAGGCCGAAUCGAUAGUGCCGGAGACAGUUGAAGAGCCAGCUUCCGAGACAGCCGAGACAGCCGAGACAGCCGAAACAUCCGAAACCCCUGCAACUCCCCGUCGAUCAUCGGUUGACUUUACCGACGACUACAGCGCCUACUUUAUGAAGGAUACCGUUUCUGAUGGAACCGCUAUGGCCCCGGGCCAAGUUUUCCAACAGACCUGGACACUUUACAACCCUGGACCUACCACAUGGCCAGUAGGCACCAGCGUUCGCUACGUUGGUGGUGAUGCCAUGUUCAACAUCAACACGGAGCAUCCUUCCAGCGUUGUGGCUCUUGCUGUAGCCAUGUCGAGCAACGAGUUGACCCACCCAGUUGCCCCUUCAGAAUCGGCCGACUUUACCGUCACUUUGAAGACCCCUCAGCGUACUGGUACUUCUAUCUCUUACUGGCGCUUGAAGCACCCCAACGGCACUCCAUUCGGCCACAAGCUUUGGUGUGACGUCAAGAUUAUCGACGCGCCAGUUGCGGCAGUCGAGCCAGUUGAAAAGGAGGCUGAAGAACAGGUUAUAAUCGAGUCCGAUUGUACUCCUGACGUUGAGGUUGAGGUUGAGACUGAGGUCGAGACUGAGACUGAAAUGUCCGGUAGCAACAUGGUUUUCCCCAAGCUCGAGAAGGAGUCCCCAGUCUCUAGCACCCACACACUUGCGCAAAACCCUGCACCUUCCUACACUGCUCCUUCAGUAUCCACUGUUGACGACCAGGCUCUUCCUGAGGAUAUGGAGAGCUUGGCACUUGAGGACAGCGACGACGGCUUCUUCACUGAUGAAGAGUACGAUAUUCUCGACGCUAGCGAUCAGGAGUCCAUCAACGGAAAGCAGUAA